UUCUUCAGCUGAGCAACGACGACGCGUCCACAUCCACUUCAGCCGUUACGUUCGAUACGCCGAGAGAGCUGUUACGCGCGUUACGACCGUAGUGUGAACAUAGCUUCAACUUCGCUGAAAAGUGACGCACAUCCGGUGACCCAAGGUGUGUGCCAGACAGCAGCCACCAGCAAGUUGUCGAUUCGUGUACACAUCUCCAGUGGCCUUAUCGGUAGGACCUGCCGCCUGCGCACACCUAGUGGCCAAGCUAGUGAACAACUUGAGUGACUGGACGUAUCCUGACUUUUCUCUCCACCGCAUAGAAUGGACAUAUGCGUCACGAUGAAGACUGUCGGAGCACUGUUGCUGCUUUCAACGCUGGUUUCUACACAGGAGGCCGCAAAAUUCGGCGAGUGCACAUUCCCCGGCGUGGACCUGGAGAAAGAGGUGGACGCGUUCCUGCAGCGGCUGCCGAUGUCCUACGAAAUCCCGAAAUCGGAAGGCGGCGAGCUGCUGCCGGGGCUGCACAUUGGCAACACUACCCUGCUGGGACUGUCCACACUGGCGAUGCGUGGCGCCCCGCGGCCGUUUUGCCGCAAGGGCAAGCCGAUGCUCGAAGUCCCCGUGAGCACGCAGGGAGCGCUGCGUUUCGUGGCGCCGUGGAGGUACUGCAGUGGUCACUCUGGCAAGGUGUCGACAACCUCUAGCUAUGUUACACUCAACGUCCUAUUCGAGGUGACGGAAAGCGGGCUGGUUCCGGUGGACGUGUGGCUCACCUGGCUGGAGGGAACGUACGUGUUGCUGCACGGUGCCUCGGAUGCUGGCAGCAUAGCGGCCGCGGUGCUCACCAAGCUGCUGCCGUCCGUCGUCAGGGACUUCUGGGUCGAAGAGGUGGCCUGGCGCUCGAGUUCCGUAUUCCAAGCAAUCACCGCUAAAAGGAACAACUAAAAAGCCUCAACGCAUGCCCUGCUAUGUUGCUUUAACAUUUCCCUUUUGUAAUUUGCUGACACACCUGACUCUUACGCUGCAACAGAAUAUAAAUGCUCUUUUUUGAUUAAACAUCUACAUGCACUCUA
Molecule: messenger RNA, 1055 nt
Organism: Dermacentor albipictus
Lineage: Eukaryota; Metazoa; Arthropoda; Arachnida; Ixodida; Ixodidae
Source: RefSeq, a predicted model, not a curated record